Cricetulus griseus (Chinese hamster) is the source of this 1668-nucleotide messenger RNA. The record is from RefSeq and is a predicted model, not a curated record. NCBI's taxonomy places the organism in Eukaryota, Metazoa, Chordata, Mammalia, Rodentia, Cricetidae.
AUGGCCAUACACUUGUUCCUCCUGGGCCUUUUCCUGCUGCUGCCACCACCCGUCCCUGCUCCUUGCUACACUGCCACUCGGUCAGAAUGCAAGCAGAAGCACAAGUUCCUGCCAGGUACAUGGCUGGCUGGGGAAGGUGUGGACGUGACCACCCUCCGCCACUCCCGAGCCUUCCCAGUGAACACACUGAAUUUCCUGAGGCCUGACCGCACCUGCACCCUCUGUAAAAACUCCCUGAAGGGAGACGCUAUACAACGCCUGCCCCUGGCAAUUGCCCACUGGCGACCUCACGGCUCAGGCUGCCAGCGUAAAGUGGCCACAGUCAAGGUCAGCUCCACUGAGGGCGUGGCCCGGGAUGCCGCUACUAACAUCAAUAAUGACUGGCGUGUGGGGCUGGAUGUGAACCCCAAGCCUGGAGCAAACGUGCAUGUGUCCAUGGCUGGCUCCCACUCCAAGGUAGCCAACUUUGCAGCCGAGAAGACCUCUCAGGACCAGUACAACUUUAACACUGACACCGUGGAGUGUCGCCUGUACAGUUUUCGCCUGGUACAGAGACCCCCACUGCACCCCGAUUUCAGAAGGGCACUCAGGAACCUUCCUCCCAACUUCAACACCUCCACAAAGGAUGCUUACGACAGGCUCAUCUCCUCCUAUGGCACCCACUUUAUUACGGCUAUGGACCUAGGUGGCCGUAUCUCAGCCCUAACAGCCCUGCGUACAUGUCAGCUGGCUCUGGAUGGGCUCACGGCUGAUGAGGUAGGAGAUUGCCUGAAUGUGGAGGCCCAAGUCAGCAUCGGUGCGCAUGCCAGUGCCACAAGCGAAUACAAAGCCUGUGAGGAGAAGAAGAAACAGCACAAGAUGACCACCUCUUUCCACCAGACCUACCGAGAGCGUCACGUCGAAGUGGUUGGAGGCCAACUUGAUUCCACGAUGCAUGACCUGCUCUUUGGGAACCAGGCCACACCUGAGCAGUUCUCAUCUUGGAUAACCUCACUGACCAGCAGUCCUGGUGUGGUGGACUACAGCCUGGAGUCCCUGCACAUGCUGGUGGAAGACCAGAACCCGAGGCGGGAAGCGCUGAGACAGGCUAUCAGCCAUUAUGUGGUAAACAAGGCUCGUUGGCGGGACUGUAGCCAGCCCUGUCGGCCAGGCCAGCAUAAGAGUUCAAGAGACUCGUGCCAAUGCAUGUGCCACGAUUCAAAGGUCACCAACCAGGACUGCUGUCCACGCCAGAGGGGCUUGGCCCAGCUGGUGGUGACAGAUUUCCGGGCAGAGCAUCUUUGGGGAGACAUCUUUACAGCUUCUGAUGCCUAUGUGAAGGUCUUCUUUGGUGGCCAGGAGUUGAGGACCACUACAGUGUGGAAUAAUAACAACCCCAAGUGGACUGACAGGCUGGACUUUGGGAAUGUGCUCCUAGCCACGAGCGGACCCCUGAGGGUACAGGUCUGGGAUGCUGACUAUGGCUGGGACGAUGACCUUCUUGGUUCUUGUGACAAGUCUCCCAAGUCUGGUGACCAUCGGACAACCUGUAACCUGAACCAUGGCAGUGUGACAUUCGUCUACCAUGUCAAGUGUUUGCUCCACCUGACUGGAGAGACCUGCCUGGAGUAUGCCCCAGUGAAGCUUCCAGGAGAUCCUCCAGGAAACCGCAGUGGGGCUGUGUGGUAA